This is a messenger RNA of Saitoella complicata NRRL Y-17804, 1305 nucleotides long. RefSeq names its product argininosuccinate synthetase. The record is from RefSeq and is a predicted model, not a curated record. Gene Ontology annotation, cellular component: cytoplasm. Lineage: Eukaryota; Fungi; Ascomycota; Saitoellomycetes; Saitoellales; Saitoellaceae. The coding region runs from base 46 to 1305 and encodes 419 amino acids. The transcript has 3 exons. Gene Ontology annotation, biological process: urea cycle; L-arginine biosynthetic process. Gene Ontology annotation, molecular function: ATP binding; argininosuccinate synthase activity.
AGUCACCGUCGGUCCAUCACCCAUACAAGAAGGAAUCUAUAAAACAUGUCUGCUCUCGUCUCUGGUCAGAAGGACAAGGUCCUCCUCGCUUACUCUGGUGGUCUCGACACCUCCAUCAUCCUCGUCUGGCUUAUCGAGUGCGGUUACGACGUUAUCGCUUACUGCGCUGAUGUCGGUCAGGAGGAAGACUUCGAGGCUGCCCGCGAGAAGGCCCUCUCCCUCGGUGCCUCCAAGGUCUUGAUUGAGGACCUCCGUCGCGAGUUCGUCGAGGAGCUCUGCUUCCCCGCCGUCCAGUGUAACGCCGCCUACGAGAACAUCUACCUCCUCGGUACCUCCCUCGCCCGUCCCGUCAUCGCUCGUCGCCAGAUCGAGAUCGCCCGUCAGGAGGGUUGUGUUGCCGUCUCCCACGGUGCCACCGGAAAGGGUAACGACUGUGUCCGUUUCGAGCUCGCUUACUACGCUUUGAUGCCUGAGAUCAAGGUCAUCGCUCCUUGGCGUAUCCCCGAAUUCUACAACCGCUUCCCUGGACGCAAGGACCUCUUGGCUUACGCCGCCGAGAAGAACAUCCCCGUUCUCCAGACCACCAAGAAGCCCUGGUCUAUGGACGAGAACUUGGCUCACUGCUCCUACGAGGCUGGUAUCCUCGAGGACCCUGCCGUCACUCCCCCCAAGGACAUGUGGAAGUUGACCGUUGACCCCAUGGACGCCCCCGACGCCAUGGAGAAGUUCACUCUCUACUUCGAGAAGGGUAUCCCCACCAAGCUCGUCCAGGCCGACGGCAAGACCGUCACCGACCCCCUCGACCUCUUCCUCGCCAUCAAUGCCAUCGCCCGCCGCAACGGUGUCGGCCGUAUCGACAUCGUCGAGAACCGCUUCAUCGGUGUCAAGUCCCGCGGAUGCUACGAAACCCCCGGUCUCACCGUCCUCCGCCUCGCCCACAUGGACAUUGAGGGACUCACCCUCGACCGUGAGGUCCGUGCCCUCCGUGACGCCUUCGUCACCGUCGGCUUCUCCAAGAUUCUCUACAACGGACAGUACUUCUCCCCCGAGCGCGAGUUCCUCUCUGCUGCCCUCGAGGCUUCCCAGAAGACUGUUAACGGACAGGUUGAGGUUGGAUGUUACAAGGGUAACACCAUCAUCCUUGGUCGUUCCUCUGAGACCGAGAAGUUGUACGAUGCUACUCAGUCUUCUAUGGAUGAGCUUGGUGGAUUCGAGCCUACUGACACUUCUGGAUUCAUUGCUAUUGAGUCUAUCAGGUUGAGGAAGUUCGGUCAGGCUAAGAUGGAGAGGGGUGAGAAGUUCUAA